AUGGCGGCGGCGUUGGGCAACGCGGUGUCUUGCGGUGCCCGCCCCGGCCGGCAGCCCAAGUCCAGGCCGCAGCCGCGCGCGCUCCUUGCUGCGGGGCCAGCGCUCGUAGUGAGCGGUGACGAGCUGGUUGCUGGUGUGUGGCCGUACCGGAGGCUGGCGCUGCUGAGGCGCUUCACGGUGCUGCCGUUUGUCGGGCUGCUCUACCCGGCCUGGCUGGUCGCCGCGGCCACCGGCUGCUGGGGCUGGGACAGCAGCUGGACGCAGAUGCCUGAGGCCGCGUUGCUCGUGUUUGCCACCAUCUGCCUCGCUCACGCGCUCACCAUUCUCUCGGGACACUGGUCCGUGCACGCGCAUUGCGCGCUCACCUGCAUUCCGGAGUACAACCCCAGCAAAGCUACGCUUGUAAAGGUAGUGCCAACCCCCAACAAUGGCUCCACUGAGCUUGUGGCCUUGCACCGGGACAAGGACGAAGAUGGACAAGAAGUGCUAUCCUUCGAGUUUCAGAAAAUCAAGUAUUCCUAUGAUGCCUUGGAGAAGAAGCAGUUCCUUCCUGUGGCUUUCCCAGUGGGGAAUGCUUUCUCAUACUACCAGGGCAACAGGGGCUUCCAGGAGGAUGCCGAGAUCCGCUUAGCCGAGAAGAAGUAUGGGAGCAACAAGGCUGAGAUGGUGGUGCCGGACUUCUCAGAGCUCUUCAAGGAGAGGGCCACAGCCCCCUUCUUCGUGUUCCAGGUGCUGUGCGUGGGGCUCUGGUGCCUGGAUGAAUACUGGUACUACAGUGUCUUCACGCUGUCCAUGUUGGUGGCAUUCGAGGCCUCCCUGGUGCAACAGCAGAUGCGUAACAUGUCAGAGAUCCGCAAGAUGGGCAACAAGCCGCACAUGAUUCAGGUCUAUCGGAGCCGCAAGUGGAGGCCUGUGGCCAGUGAUGAGGUGGUCCCUGGCGACAUUGUCUCCAUUGGCCGCUCCCCUCAGGAGAACCUGGUGCCAUGUGAUGUGCUAUUGCUGCGAGGCCGUUGCAUUGUGGACGAGGCCAUGCUCACGGGGGAGUCAGUGCCUCAGAUGAAGGAGCCAAUCGAGGACCUUGAUCCCCAGCGGGUGCUGGACCUCCAGGCUGACUCCCGACUACAUGUCAUCUUUGGGGGCACCAAGGUGGUGCAACACAUACCUCCCCAAAAGGCUACCACGGGCCUGAAGCCUGUUGACAAUGGAUGCGUGGCCUUUGUCCUUAGGACUGGAUUCAACACUUCCCAGGGCAGGCUAUUACGGACGAUCCUCUUUGGGGUCAAGAGGGUGACUGCUAACAAUCUGGAGACCUUCAUCUUCAUCCUCUUCCUCCUGGUCUUUGCCAUUGCGGCAGCUGCCUACGUGUGGAUUGAAGGCACCAAGGACCCCAGCCGGAACCGCUACAAGCUGUUUCUGGAGUGCACCCUGAUCCUCACCUCUGUUGUGCCCCCUGAGCUGCCCAUCGAGCUGUCGCUGGCUGUCAACACCUCCCUCAUCGCCCUAGCCAAGCUUUACAUGUACUGCACAGAGCCCUUCCGGAUCCCCUUCGCUGGCAAAGUCGAGGUGUGUUGCUUUGACAAGACGGGUACCCUGACCAGCGACAGCCUGGUAGUACGCGGCGUGGCUGGGCUCCGGGAUGGGAAGGAGGUGACCCCCGUGUCCAAUAUCCCCGUAGAAACCCACCGGGCCCUUGCCUCAUGCCACUCCCUCGUGCAGCUCGACGAUGGUACGCUGGUUGGCGACCCCCUUGAGAAGGCCAUGCUGACGUCUGUGGACUGGACGCUAACGAAGGAUGAGAAAGUAUUUCCCCGAAGUAUUAAAACUCAGGGGCUGAAAAUUCACCAGCGCUUUCAUUUUGCCAGUGCCCUAAAGCGAAUGUCCGUGCUCGCCUCCUACGAGAAGCUCGGCUCCACCGACCUCUGCUACAUUGCAGCCGUGAAGGGGGCCCCAGAAACCCUGCACUCCAUGUUUGCCCAGUGCCCACCUGACUACCACCAUAUCCACACUGAGAUCUCUCGGGAAGGGGCCCGUGUGUUGGCACUGGGGUACAAGGAACUGGGACACCUCACUCACCAACAGGCUCGGGAAGUCAAGCGGGAGGUGCUCGAGUGCAACCUCAGGUUCGUCGGCUUCUUUGUGGUUUCCUGCCCACUCAAAGCCGACUCCAAGGCUGUGAUCCGUGAGAUCCAGAGUGCGUCCCACCGGGUGGUCAUGAUCACAGGCGACAAUCCCCUCACAGCCUGUCACGUGGCACAGGAACUGCACUUCAUUGACAAGGCGCACACACUGAUCCUGCAGCCGCCCACCGAAAGGGGGCAGCCAUGCGAGUGGCGUUCCAUUGAUGGCAGCAUCGUACUGCCACUGGCCAAGGGCUCCCCCAAGAUGCUGGCCCUGGAGCACGCACUGUGCCUCACUGGCGAUAGCUUAGCCCACCUGCAGACCACAGACCCCCAGCAGCUGCUGUGCCUCAUCCCUCAUGUGCAGGUGUUUGCCCGUGUGGCCCCCAAGCAGAAGGAGUUUGUCGUCACCAGUCUGAAGGAGUUGGGCUACGUGACACUCAUGUGUGGGGAUGGCACCAAUGAUGUGGGUGCCCUGAAGCAUGCUGACGUGGGUGUGGCGCUCCUGGCCAAUGCCCCUGAACGGGUGGUUGAGCGGCGGCGGCGGCCCCCCCGGGAUGGCCCUGUUUUGAGCAGUGGUUCCAGAGGCCCUUCACGGUCGUCCAGACAGAGGGCGGGGCUCCUGUCCCCAGAGGAACAGGCAGCCUCCCAGCGGGAUCGCCUGAGCCAGGUUCUGCGGGACCUUGAGGAUGAGAGUAUGCCCAUUGUGAAGUUGGGGGACGCCAGCAUUGCCGCACCCUUCACCUCCAAGCUUUCAUCCAUCCAGUGCAUCUGCCAUGUGAUCAAGCAAGGCCGCUGCACGCUGGUGACGACACUGCAGAUGUUCAAAAUCCUGGCGCUCAAUGCGCUUAUUUUGGCCUAUAGCCAGAGCGUCCUCUACUUGGAAGGCGUCAAGUUCAGUGACUUCCAGGCCACACUGCAGGGGCUGCUGCUGGCCGGCUGCUUCCUCUUCAUCUCUCGCUCUAAGCCCCUCAAGACCCUCUCCCGAGAGCGCCCCCUGCCCAACAUCUUCAAUCUGUAUACGGUGCUCACGGUGAUGCUGCAGUUCCUUGUGCACUUCAUGAGCCUCAUCUACUUAUACAGCGAGGCCCAGGCCCGGAGCCCGCCAAAGCAAGAGCAGUUCGUGGAUUUGUACAAGGAGUUCGAGCCCAGCCUGGUCAACAGCACCGUGUACAUCAUGGCCAUGGCCAUGCAGACAGCAACCUUCGCCAUCAAUUACAGGGGUCCACCCUUCAUGGAAAGCCUACCCGAGAAUAAGCCUUUGGUGUGGAGCCUGGCAGUGUCCAUCUUGGCCAUCGUUGGCCUGCUCCUUGGCUCCUCUCCUGACGUCAACAGCCAGUUUGGCUUGGUAGACAUCCCUGUAGAGUUCAAGCUGGUCAUUGCCCAAGUCCUGUUCCUGGACUUCUGCCUGGCAUUCCUGGUGGACCAUGUCCUGCAGUUCUUCCUGGGGGCCCCAAAGCUGAAAGUGCCUUCCUGA
This is a messenger RNA of Chrysochloris asiatica (Cape golden mole), 3594 nucleotides long. It is a transcript of the gene ATP13A1, whose product is annotated as ATPase type 13A1. The record is from RefSeq and is a predicted model, not a curated record. Gene Ontology annotation, molecular function: ATP binding; P-type ion transporter activity; ATP hydrolysis activity. NCBI's taxonomy places the organism in Eukaryota, Metazoa, Chordata, Mammalia, Afrosoricida, Chrysochloridae. The transcript is spliced from 26 exons. Gene Ontology annotation, cellular component: endoplasmic reticulum membrane. Gene Ontology annotation, biological process: intracellular calcium ion homeostasis; extraction of mislocalized protein from ER membrane. Bases 1 to 3594 code for a protein of 1197 amino acids.